Morchella importuna is the source of this 6867-nucleotide messenger RNA. RefSeq lists its product as uncharacterized. The transcript is spliced from 11 exons. The record is from RefSeq and is a predicted model, not a curated record. Lineage: Eukaryota; Fungi; Ascomycota; Pezizomycetes; Pezizales; Morchellaceae. Bases 1 to 6867 code for a protein of 2288 amino acids. Gene Ontology annotation, molecular function: protein binding.
AUGGGAUCUGUUCAAUCCAAAAUUCGGCGCGUUCUCAAAAAGAGGUCCAAGAAGAGCAGGGACGGCGGUUCUCGGCCGACAAACCUCCCCCAGGGCCCACCUCUGAUAUAUCUACCGAAUGAACCUAAUCAAGCGCAUGUUAAUACAACAUACCAAGCUACUCAUUCUCGGACAAACCUCCCCCAGGGACCACCUUCGGUAUUUAUGCCGGAUCGACCUAAUUCAGCGCUUGACACUUUACAGCAACAAGUGAACACAACAUACCAGGAUACUGGAGAUGUUCUCCGUGAAUCUGAAAUCCCUAGCGGGCUUGUUGAUACCGCCGAUGCUGCUAGUUACAGGCCGAUACUGCCCUCCCAGCAAAGCUAUGCCGCUCAUUCCUCAAGCCUCGAGAUGGAGCGGGAGACUCCCCAGCUGGAACAUGAAGUCCCGGGCGUCGGCGACGGUGAUCUACUCACAAACCCAGAGGAUGAAAUCGGUACGAUCGAGCGCUAUUGUCUGGUAUCUUCCCCUGAAGUUGUAGAUACCGAAAAAGCUAAGAACUCGAGGCUAUGGGGCGAAGCAAUUGAACGCCUCAAAAAGAAGGCAGAAAUCGAAGGAUUAACCGAUUUUGAGAGGGGUGUCAGGCCAGUUCAAAGGCUCCUUGAAGAGGUAGAAAAUCGUCGUACAAUAAUCGAGACCCAGCGGAUUUGUUAUAGGAAUAGGCAAGGAGAAGAGGUGCCUGUGUCGGAUGUAAUUUUUAGAGAGCUUAAUAACUACGCCUCUAUUGGGGAUAUUGCAUUACAGCAUCAUCCAGAUGUCGUUGCCUUGGUAUGGUCAGGAUUCAGGCUUCUGUUACAAGUAGGGACUUCAUAUGUCGAUAAUCUUGCGAUGAUCUUAAACAGCGUUGGAUACCUUGCAUGGAUCAUAUGCUGCGGUGCUCUUUACGAGGACCUUUAUGUGAAAGUAGACACCAAGUGUUCCGAAGAGAUACGAGAUUGCUUGGUGACUCAAUACGUCUCAAUUUUAACAUAUCUAUCAUAUGCCAACGAGCAUCUUAAAGGGAGCAAAACAGAGCGUAUUUUUGAAAGCCUGUCACCACAACUGUCUCAACUGCUGGAGAGCAUACGAGAUUCAGAAAAGAUGAUAAAAGAGCGUUCAGACAUGGCCGAGAAAGAAGCGGCCAACGCGGAGCGAUCUAAGCAGGAAGUGUCACGACGCAAUUUGAAGUAUAUUAGGGAGCACUUGGAAAAUGUCAAGAGUGCUGUCAAUGAGUGCAAUACAAAACUUUCCAAACUUUGUAAGGUUGCUGAUGAAACCAUUUUCCAUAAUACGCUCGACUGGGUGUGCAAUAUUCAAUAUGGCAAGAUUCAUGAAGAGCACAAAGCAAAGCGUACUGCAGAUACAUGUCUUUGGCUUGAACGAAACAGCAUAUUUCAAGAGUGGGUUAAUUGCCGGUCAUCUUCGGCCGUUCUCUGGUUACGUGGUGCAGCCGGCACCGGGAAAACAAUUCUGGCUUCCUCCAUAAUUGGCCUGCUCGGUCAUGAAUACAAAAGGAACCGGUCUUUAGCCUACUUUUACUGCAGUAUUACAUCUCCGGACCGAAUCCUGCCUGAAUCAGUGCUACGAGCAAUUACAAAGCAACUCUGUCAUGAAUAUUCCGGGGGGAAACUGAAACUACCCAAAAAGCUGGUCGAGAUCAAAGAUAAAAGGGUUCGAGAGUCAGCAGGGCUGCCGAGUUUGGAGGAGUGUGCGGAUCUUAUUAUAGAGCUUUCCAACUAUCUAUCAUCGGGGGUAUGGAUUGUCAUCGAUGCACUGGACGAAUGCGAUGGCAACACACGGAAAAAUCUAUUUUGUUCUUUGGACAAAAUCGUAACUGGCGGCAAGGAUAUCCGAGUUUUUCUUACGGGCCGCGAUGAGGCUGAUAUCAGAGGUUAUAUGAUGCAACGACACGAGAAUUAUCUUAUUGACCCUAGCGACAACGCUUCUGAUAUAGAACUAUAUAUAAAGAGCGAACUAAAGGGUUUAUAUGACGACCUCAUUUCACACGAAGUAGGGCCUGAACUUAUCACCCAGUUCAAAAAGCUUGAGGAAGAAAACAUUCGGUCAUUGAAAGAAAAUGCAAAUGGAAUGUUUCUCUCUGUCCAUCUUCGAAUGAAAGCCCUGCGCAUGGAGACAACACUUCACGGUAUGCAAAAGGCUAUUAAAGACUUCCCCAAGUCGCUGAACACGGUCUACACCGAUAUAUUAGACAGGAUCAGCAGGCAGAGCGACACAGAUUCUACAUGUGCGCAUGAGAUAUUGAAGUGGCUUUUUUAUGCGGUCGACGAUUUUUCAGCCGACACCAUUCUCGAAGCUCUGCGCCACUCUGCACCAGGGAAAGGAAGCGGCAACACCAAGCCGAAAGCGCGGAAUGUAAGGAAUGCCCAGAAUAUUUGUUGCGGACUCGUCAUCCACGACGAGAAAACUGGAGUGCUUCGAUUUUCGCAUGCUACCGUAAAGGAGUACCUGGAAAUCCUUAAUGGACCUGGUUCAUGCAUCAGCGGAGGGCACGAAUUCAUGUCCGAUAUAUGUCUCAGAAUUCUUUCCACCUCUAAUUAUCGAAUUGAUGAGGAAUGUACCGAUGAUACCUCAGGCCAGGCUUUUAUCAACUAUGCAACUCGUAAUUGGGGGAACCAUGUCCGCCACUGUGAGUCGCGAGACUCGUGCCAGGACUUCCUCAAGUCGUCAUCCUCCUCCUAUAAAGCCUGGUCAUCUAAGGCCAUCGAAACCGUACCUGUCCUACGCAUGAAAGAGACCCCGGGGUGUUGCGUCGAUCUAGUAUGGGUGGCAUGUUAUUAUCGUCUGUUAAACACACUCAAAAGAAAUCUGGAAACGAUUGGUGCGGGCUGCGUUAAUGCUGCUGGACGUACCCCGUUGCAUCACUGCGCAGAACAUGGCUAUAUGGAAUUUGUUAAGCAUUUGGUCCAACAUAAAGAUAUUGACGUCAACGCCGAAGAUGACAUGAAACGUACACCGCUCCUGCUCGCGAUAAUUUCGAAUCAAGUAGGUGUCGUUGAGACCCUAUUGAAGCACUCGGGGCUUAAGAUUGAUAUGGUCGAUCAAGAUGGAAGGACGGCAUUGAUGCAUGCCUCCUUGAUUGGUAGCGACAAGAUAGUACAGCUGUUACUAGAUUCGGCAAAGUGUGAUGUGAAUGUUGCAGAUACAGAAGGCUAUACCGCCUUACACCACGCUACAUUGAAAGGGCACCAGAGAAUUUUAGAUUUACUCUUGCGGGUAUCUUCUCUCAAUAUCAACUUACAAACCCAGGAUGGAAGCACCGCACUCUCGCUUGCUGCUCAAGCCGAUAGCAAUAUAGCGAUUAUGGAAAAGCUGCUAAGCUUUCAAAUCAGCAGCGGCCCUGCUCUUGACCCAAAUCUGAGGAAUCACCAAUCGGAAACACCGCUUUUGAUUGCGACCGGGCGUGAUCAACAAAAGAUUGCCGAAAGAUUGAUACAAGAUGAGCGGGUUGACAUCAACUGUGGUCUUGGAGAGGACAAUAUGUUUAUAAAGGCUGCAGACAGCAACAAGGCCUGGCUGGUAAAACUGUUGGUAGCGCGAGUGGAUGAUCUGGACAUCAAUCGUCGAGGGAUUAAUGGCUGGACUGCCCUGUAUAAUGCCGUCCGCUACAACGCCUUGGACGCUUUCAGAUACAUUGUAGCAUUUCCCGGUGUCGACAUCGAAUGCAAGGAUAGUGGGGAUGGCACUUUGCUUCAAUUUGCUACUGAACGCGGGCGUGCGGAUAUGGUUUCGGAACUCUUAGCGCAUGGAGCGAAUGCAAGCACAGCUAAUCAGGGAGGUCAAACGCCACUAAUCAUCGCCGCAAAUCACAGAUAUCUUGAUGUCUUUAAGGCUCUAAUUGCACACUACGACAAAGCACAGCCGCAAGAUAGGGUCACCCAAUUUCUAGGCGCCGUAGAAUCCGAUGACGAACAAAUCAUGCAAUUGAUACAUGAUCAGAAGGAGAAGGGAUAUGAUAUCAAUCAGAGAGAUGAGUCCGGCAAAACCGAACUAAUGGUAGCUGCCGCAAAUGGGUUAACCAACACUGUUCAAACACUCCUAAAGAAGCCUGCAAUCGAGGUCAACGCAGUCGAUGAUGAAGGCGAAUCCGCACUGUCUCUUGCAAUCCUCAAGGGCCACACCAGUGCGAUUGAUGCCCUCGUGGAGUACCGCAACAUAGAAAUCAAACUCCCCGCUCAUUCCGGUACGGCAUUGCCGCAAUGGGUAUUUGAAUGUACGAAUGACAAGAUCCUGGAUCUUAUCUUGAAGAGUUAUCCAACGUUAGAGGCUGCUAAAGAAGUGGGUGGCAAGAGGUUUAUAUCCCUGAUAUCCGCCGCAUCUUCCAACAACAUAAAAGUUAUGCAAUUUCUGUUAGCCCAUGGAUGCAACAUCAACCAUACAAACGGCGCUGGCAGGACUGCACUAAUAGAGGCUGCUGUGGAAGGACACAAGGAAGCGGUUACGGUAUUACUGAGGGAAGAGGCAAUCGAUGUCAACAUGGUCGACCCACGAGGUAGAUCUGCCCUCCUCUGUGCGGUAAUAUGGGGACAAACUGGAGUGAUACAGACUCUACUGGAGAAGAAGGGGAUCGAUAUCAACCAAGUGGACUCUGGAGGGACAUCUGCGCUCCUACGUGCGGCAGAAGAUGGAAAGGCUCAAAUAGUUCAGAUGCUACUGGAGAAAAAGCGGAUCGAUAUUAACCAAGUGGACUCUCAAGCGAGAUCUGCACUCCUUUAUGCUGCAAUGCGUGGACACACUGGAGUGGUACAGGCGCUAUUGGAGAAGGGGGCCGACGCCAAUCUAGCCGACUCUAAUGGGACAAAUGCGCUCCUACAUGCGGCAGAAGAUGGACAUCCUCAAAUAGCUCAGAUGCUACUGGAGGGGAAGGGGAUUGAUAUCAACCAAGUGGACUCUCAAGGGAGAUCUGCGCUCCUACGUGCGUCAAAAUAUGGACAUGCUCAGAUAGUUCAGAUGCUGCUAGGGAAGAAUGAGAUCAAUAUCAACUUAGUCGACUCCCAAGGUACAUCUGCUCUCAUAUAUGCAGUAGAAAAUGGAUACACUGAGGUGGUUGGGAUGCUACUAGAGAAGAAGGAGAUCGAUAUCAACCUCGUCGACCCCGGAAAGAGAUCUGCGCUCGUGUGUGCGGCUGAAAAUGCACGCACUGCAGUACUUCAGAUGCUUUUGAAGAUGGAUGGGAUUGAUACCACCCCAGUCAACUAUUUGGGGAGAUCUGCGCUCUUUGGUGCAGCACAGUACGGACUCGCUGAAAUUGUUCGGACGCUAUUGAAGAUGGAUGGGAUAGAUAUCAACCUAGUCGACUCCAUAGGUACAUCUGCGCUCAUACUUGCGGUAGAAAAUGGACACACUGAAGUCAUUAAAAUGCUACUGGAGAAGAAAGAGAUCGAUGUCAACCUCGUCGACUCCGAUAAGAGGUCUGCGCUCCUGUGUGCGGCUCAAAAUGGAAACGCUGAAGUCCUCCACAUGCUUUUGAAGAUAGAUGGGAUUGAUAUCACGCGAGUCAACUAUUUGGGGAGAUCUGCGCUCUUUGGUGCAGCACAGUAUGGACUCGCUGAAAUUGUUCGGACGCUAUUGAAGAUGGAUGGGAUAGAUAUCAACCUAGUCGACUCCAGAGGUACAUCUGCGCUCAUACUUGCGGCAGAAAAGGGACACACUGAAGUGGUGGGGGUGCUACUGGAGAAGAAAGAGAUCAAUAUCAACCUCGUCGACUCCGAUAAGAGGUCUGCGCUCCUGUUUGCGGCUGAAAAUGGAAACGCUGAAGUUCUCCACAUGCUUUUGAAGAUGGAUGGGAUCGAUAUCAGCUUAGUCGACUAUUGGGGAAGAUCUGCGCUCUUCGGUGCAGUAAAGUAUGGACUCGCUGAAAUUGUUCAGAUGCUAUUGAAGAUGGAUGGGAUCGAUAUCAACCGAGCCGACUACGGAGGUACAUCUGCGCUCAUACUUGCGGUAGAAAAGGGACACAUUGGAGUGCUUGAAAUGCUACUGGAGAAGAAAGAGAUCAAUAUCAACCUCGUCGACUCCGAAAAGAGAUCUGCGCUCCUGUUUGCGGCAGAAAAUGGACGCACAGAAGUUGUUGAGAUACUUCUGAAAAUGGAUGAGAUCGAUACCACUUUAGUCGACUAUCGAGGGCGAUCUGCGCUCCUACGUGCGGCGGAAAAUGGACACACGGAAACGGCUCAGAUGCUAUUGAAGUCGAUGGGCGGGACUGAUAUCAAUCUCGUCGACAGCCGAGGGAGAUCUGCCCUCCUAUGUGCAGCAGAAAACGGACAUACUCAAGUGGUUCAGGUGCUACUAGAGCAGAAAGAGGUCAAGGUCAACCUAACCGACUCAGACGGGAGAUGUGCGUUGUGGCACGCAUCACACCAUGGAUACAUCGAGAUGGUAAAGUCACUCCUUGAACACCCCCAGAUAGACAUUAGGAAUCGCGGUAUGGACUGUUCUACACCACUACUUACCUCCGCCCAACUGGGUAACGAUGAAGUCUUUCAAUGUCUAUUCGAACGAUACGAGGCGGAUCAACUCCAGGAGAUGACUCACGACCAAAACCCAGUUCUUUCGUGCGCGGCGGAGAGUGGAAAUACAAAAAUCCUACAGAUGAUCCUUGAUAGGGGAAUAUACGACAUAAAUCACCGAAAUGAGUAUGGAUCGACACCUAUAGUACGUGCUGCUGCUAGAGGACAUGCAAAAUUUGUUGCAAUGUUGCUGGAUGUUGAUGGGGUUGAUCUCAGCAUUUUACACAACAGUGGGGAUUCUGCGCUGGAUUAUGCCAGGUCUUAUGGCUAUGAGGAAGUUAUCAAGCUGCUGGAACCUCGGAUGGGUCUGAAGGUGGAAUAG